This is a messenger RNA of Centropristis striata (black sea bass), 1456 nucleotides long. RefSeq lists its product as uncharacterized. The annotation marks the transcript as partial. The record is from RefSeq and is a predicted model, not a curated record. The transcript has 6 exons. Lineage: Eukaryota; Metazoa; Chordata; Actinopteri; Perciformes; Serranidae.
AGGUGACGCCCGUAUGCGCAUGUGAGCAAAGAGCAUCAGCAAUCCGGAGAUGUCUUGCAAACAGAGAAGAGACAAAAUAACUUCGUUUUUAUUAGCUGUAACCGUUUAUUUUUACACAUUUCAAGCGAGUCAUUCGGUAAGUUUAGAGGGUUUAACUUCUUACCAAGUCCAAGAGUCAACCGCUGCCAGGUGGGAGAGAAUUAAACAAGAUAACGACACCAAGCAGGGACCUCUGCACCUGGCUGAACAGGUGAUCCGGGGCUCAGAUCUGCGCACAUCCAACAAGCCGAGUCUCACCGAUCUUCGGCCUGAAUCUGCGCUCUUUCCCGGAGAGUCGCACCCAUAUUUCAAGACACUUGAUGAGCGCUUGUCCUGGACUGUUGGUAUGGUCGACACUAGAAAAAAGUCCUCGGCUCCAGGCUCUGAAGAUGGAUACCAGGCAGAUUUUUCAGGUUUUCAUGGAGUCGAGGGGAAAGUCAUGGGCCCCUCAUUUGACUCCAGUCCACAUUUUUCUGAGUGGCUGUCUUUGAAGCCUUUGGUGCAGUGUGAUCAUAGUGUCAUGAUCUUCACUGCAUCUGGAGACGGAUUCACCCACCUGUUAGUGGACAGAGAGGGAUCCUCUCCCAUCUCGCUGUCCCAGUUGCCUCCGUACUGUGGUUACUCCGUGACGACGUCGUGGAGUGACCUUGAGAUGAUGGUGCCUUACGAUGCGUGUUACAUCACACAGGAGAAUGGAAGUUAUGUGCUGCCCAUGUUGUGGUGGGGAAGCCCACUGAAGCUCUCCUGCCCGGUGCACAUCUCAACUCCUGCCCACACUUCCUCCCACCCUUCCUCCCAUCCUCCCCCCUCAGUCUUCUGCUCCCAGUACGGCAUGGCAGUGCAGUUACAGGGGCAGGAGCAGGAUUUACAUAUAAUGGGAGUCAUGGUGAGUGAAGGUUGGGCUCCAUUUGCAUCUGAAUCAUGUGCGUACCUUGUCCCCUCCCACCCUGGGGAGCUGGCCUUCUUCAUCUCCUACAGUGCUCCUUGUGUCACUAUUGGGGAUCGUUUUCAUCUCAAUCUUGUAUUAGAUGAUCGGGCAUACAUCCUCUCAUGUCCAGUAAAUCAGGUUCCAGACCUCCCCUCUCCUGUUGACCCUCAGUUUCCCUAUAUCCCAGAUCCUCAUCCUGCCCCCACCCCUCCUCCUCAACCUCCAACCCAGGAGCAGAUUGUUCAGCGUCCUGACUUCCCCAAAUACCUAUAUCCAGGAGUCCAGUAUCCCCAGCUUCCCCAGGUCUACCCUCCUGGCCCACAACAUGUCAGCCCCCCUCGACCCACUCCUGGCAGUCCUCCUGGGCUGCAGCCUCAGCAGCAUCAGCAACAACUGCAGCAUCAGCAACAACUGCAUCACCAGCAGCAACAGCAACAACAACUGCAGCAUCAGCAACAACUGCAUCAUCAGCAACAGCAGCAGCAGCAG